Molecule: messenger RNA, 1880 nt
Organism: Nicotiana tabacum (common tobacco)
Lineage: Eukaryota; Viridiplantae; Streptophyta; Magnoliopsida; Solanales; Solanaceae
Product: F-box protein At5g49610-like
Molecular function (GO): protein binding
Source: RefSeq, a predicted model, not a curated record
UUAGCCGUUCCAUUUUCACUGAUCUUCUCAGAAGUUGAUAACCUUCUUUUGCUAUUCCAACAUCAAAAUUUGAUAGUUCAGCUUCACAAAUCAUCCUUAUUUUCUUCCAUUUCCAAGCUAAUUCAAUCCCCCAAUCUUUAUCAAAUUGCAAAAAGACCUCAAAAAUGUGAAAAAGGGUGAGUCUUUCCUCUAUUUCUAUAAUUUUUUCCUCAUAUUUAUUAACCCCAAAACAAAUUUUAAGAUGAAUUCACCAUUUGGGGUUUUCCCAGAUGAAGUAAUUCUUCAGAUUCUUGCUAGAUUACCUGUUAAAUCACUUUAUAAGACAAAAAUUGUAUGCAAAGUUUGGUACAAAUUAAUAUCUGAUAAAUACUUUACAAAUCUUUAUAAUGAACUUUCAGUGAAGAAUCCUAUGGUACUUGUUCAGGUCAGUGAGCCCUCAUCUGAAUCAAGAUCUAGUUUGAUUUGUGUUGAUAAUUUAAAAGGGGUAUCUGAAUUUUCAUUGGAUUUUGUUAAAGAUAGGGUCAAAGUUAGAGGUUCUUGUAAUGGUUUAUUAUGUUUGUCUAGUAUUCCUGAUAAGGGUGUUUAUUAUGUUUGUAAUCCAUUGACUAGAGAAUAUAAAUUGCUUCCUAGAAGUAGGGAAAGGCCUAUUACAAGGUUUCACCCGGAUGGUGAAGCCACUCUUGUUGGUUUGGCUUGUGAUUUGAUAACACAAAAGUACAAUGUGAUUUUAGCUGGUUAUCAUAGGUCAUUUGGUCAUAGGCCCGAGAGGACGUUUAUAUGCAUGGUUUAUGAUUCGGAGUCGAACAAGUGGAGGAAGUUUGUGUCGUUGCAGGACGAUCAAUUCACGCGUAUGAAUAAGAACCAAGUUGUGUUUAUUAAUGGUGGAUUGCAUUGGUUGACGGAUAGUUGUUCGUGUAUGCUUGUUCUUGAUUUGGCUACUGAUGUUUGGAGGAAAAUACAAUUGCCUGAGGAAAUUAGUUGUGGAGUUAGGAGUCGGGUUUAUUUGUUGGAAUUGGAUGGAUGCUUGUCUGUGAUUCAGAUAUACGAGGCUUGGAUGGUUAUUUGGGUAAUGGAAAAUUAUGAGAGGGAAGAAUGGCGAAUGGUGGACAAAGUGAGUCUUCGUUGCAUUAGAGGGAUGGUACCGGGCAUUUUCCCAAUAAGUCAAACUGGCAACUAUGUUUACCUUGCUACACAUAAGCAAGUUUUGAUAUAUCAAAGAAACAGCCGUGUAUGGAAGGAGAUGUACUCUGUAAAGGACAGCUCAACCUUGCCUUUAUGGUUCUCCGCUCAUGCCUUUAGGAGCACUCUCUUUUCUUGCCAUUGAUCCGAGGAUUUUAUACAUCUUCCUUUUCAACAGUUGUACAUAAUGCUAUCAUUAGUCUAACUCCCAUCUCCUCGAGCGGUCAUUGUCUUGAUAUUCUAUCACACUAUGUAUGUUGCAUGGAACCUCAAAGGUGGUUAUGGCAUGGAUGUAGCCAGUUAUAUGUUGACUUAUGGGGAGAAUGGAAAAUGGUGGAAAAAGUGAGUCUUCGAUGCAUUAGAGGGAUGGUACAGGACAUUUUCGCUAUAAGUCGAAUUGGAGACUACUUUCACCUUGCUACGCGUAAGCAGGUUUUGAUAGACUUUGUAAAGGAUACCUCAAUCUUGCCUUUAUGGUUCUCUGCACAGUCCUUUAGAAGCAGUCUUUUUUUCCUGCCAUUGAUCCGACAAUCAUGUACAUUUUCUAUUCAACUGUUGUACAUAUGCUAUCAUUCUUCUAAUUUAUCUCUUUGAGUAGUCAUUGACUUGAUCUUUUUAUCAUACUGUGUAUGAUUUGUGGAACCUUUAAGGGUGGUUUUGACAUGAAUGUAGUGAAUUUAUAUGUUGAUAUGUUUUCAGUA